AUGUCCAACAUGUCCAACGACGAACCGCAAGACCACGACAUGCUCGACAACGACGUCGAAAGCCCCAUAGUGGACUCUGAUCAUGUCAUUGAACUACUCAACCAUGUCGACCCAAACGCCGAGGUUAUGAUGGAAGAUGCCGAAAUGGGCGCAAUACCACAGGGUGCAUGGAACAAUCAUUUCGCGCCGAACAUGACUGCAUGGCAGGCCACAGUAGACGAUGCCGAUGAUGAGGGUUCAGAAACCUCGCGACCAAAAAGAGAUAUUGGGAUCGUGUGGGACUACGAAGUCGAGUACAGCUUUUUCUAA
This is a messenger RNA of Fusarium graminearum PH-1, 309 nucleotides long. RefSeq lists its product as uncharacterized. The record is from RefSeq and is a predicted model, not a curated record. NCBI's taxonomy places the organism in Eukaryota, Fungi, Ascomycota, Sordariomycetes, Hypocreales, Nectriaceae. Bases 1 to 309 code for a protein of 102 amino acids. The transcript is spliced from 4 exons.